UGAUUAAUAACAGAGGUAAGAGCGAUAGUUUAUAUUACAUUAACGUGUGAGAAACAAAGAUGUGAAUAGAGGUUUAAUGUAUACUUCUUUAGCCAGAAUAAAAUAAGACAAAAGGUGGGCUUUGUUAUCCUCUCACACCUGACAUCAAGCCGAUCAAACACUGCUUUAAACACUCGUAUCUUCUCUAGUCUCUGAUCAUGUUCUGAUUCAGUUUAUUUCUGUGUAAACUAACACCAUUGACCAACAGGAAGUAGAGGGAGACUAGAGCUAAACGCGACAAAGAAAGUGUGACUAAAUAAGGAAGAAUUGAGCUGGAGGACACGGUUUAACACUUCCAGCCGACAGUAGAGUUUCUCGUGACUUUACUACAGAUCAGUCUCUCAUCAGCUCAUCUGUCAUUUUAUUACUGAACCAGUUCGGAAGAGUUUGUCUUCAUAUUUGUGAACUGAAAUCAAUGAAGAUGUUUGACAGAUUCUGGUUCUGUUUGUGUUUCUGGCGUCUGGUUGGUGUGUUUGGUGAAAUGUACGUGAAAAUUGGACAUUCAGUCACUCUAAACUCUGGUCUUUCUGAAAUGAUGGAUAAUUAUCUGAUUCGGUGGAGGUUUCAAUAUGGUCUAAUCGCUGAAAUCAAUGUGACGGCCGACAGAUUCUCUGUAUUUGAUGAUGUUCUUGACGGGAUAUUCAGAGACAGACUGAAGCUGGACGAUCAAACUGGAUCUCUGACCAUCACAAACAUCACAUUUGAACAUGCUGGAUAUUAUGAAGUAUAUAACAACACUAUGAGCAAGAGUUUCUGGCUCAGUGUCUAUGAUGAAAUAUCAGUGAAGGAGGGAGAUUCAGUCACUCUGAACUGUGGUCUUACUGAAAGAGAUUAUGAUUGGAUUCGGUGGAGGUUUGAAGACAGUUUAAUAGCUGAUAUCAAUAAAUGGGAAAACAGUGUCUCUGUAUAUGAUGAUGUUCUUGACGGGAGAUUCAGAGACAGACUGAAGCUGAACAAACAAACUGGAUCUCUGACCAUCACAAACAUCACAACUGAUCACACUGGACGUUAUGAACUCGUGAUCUACCGUAGGAGCAGAAUGAGGAAAACGUUCUUUCUCAAUGCUGUCAAUGAAGAAAUAUCAGUGAAGAAGGGAGAUUCAGUCACUCUGAACUCUGAUCUUACUGAAAUAAUGAAUAAUGUUUCAAUAGAGUGGAGGUUUGGAGCUGAAAUCACUUUAUUAGCUGAGAUCAGUAGAAGGACCAAUGGAUUCUCUGUAUAUGAUGAUGCUCUUGACGGGAGAUUCAGAGACAGACUGAAGCUGGACAAUCAAACUGGAUCUCUGACCAUCACAAACAUCUCAACUGAACAUGCUGGACGUUAUUUACUACAUUUAGGACCAAAACAUUUGAAUCUAAACCAGUCAUUAAAAGCUUUCAGUGUUUCUGUCUAUGACUCUGUCCAAUGCUGUGGUUCUACUGAAGCUGUGAUCCGAUUGGUCCUCUCUGCUCUGGUGGGCGUGGCUACUGUCAUUUUUCUGGUUUAUGACAUCAGAUCCAGAAGAGCUGAUCAAGAUCAAACAUAGAUUCACACAUCAGGUGCAUGUUCUUGACAGGAAUUGAAAUCUAAAGGAGACGCUGAACUUUAAAACUUCUUCAAGUGUGUUUUAUGUGGUUUGUCAUAUUAAUAUAGAUUAUUCAUUAUAUCAGGCUUUCAUAUUUGAUUCAGGGUUUAAGGGCUUUUAAAAUGUAAUUGUCUAAUAAUAUUUUUUAUUGUACAGAUGCAGUUUAAAAGCUUGUUGAUUAUAUUUCUCUCAGAUAAGACUCUGAUCUCACUGUACUAUUCAUUUGUCUUCUGUAUUUGCUUGCCUUUAUCAAUAAAGUUUUC
This is a messenger RNA of Carassius auratus (goldfish), 1866 nucleotides long. RefSeq lists its product as uncharacterized. The record is from RefSeq and is a predicted model, not a curated record. The coding region runs from base 455 to 1564 and encodes 369 amino acids. The transcript has 5 exons. NCBI's taxonomy places the organism in Eukaryota, Metazoa, Chordata, Actinopteri, Cypriniformes, Cyprinidae.